AUGACCAUGCAGAAUUUCUGUCGUGGAUGUGGCCAUACAUUACAGUCAUUAAAUCCAAAAGCUGGCGGAUUCAAACGCUCGCUCAAACCUUCAGUUUUACAUCUGAGCCCUCAGACUUCAAGAUGGAAUUCUCGGAGAAAUGAACAAAGUAUCUUUGAAGGUUCAUUCUCCAAGUUAGAUCCUAAAUUUCAAAAGCUUUUUCCUAAAACACCUUCAGUUCCUAUUGCUAAAGAGAAAACCUUUAAUACUCAUCUGUGGUGUCAAAGAUGUCACGAUAUAAAGUUUUACAAUCGCUUUCAACAAGAAGAUUUGUUGCAGGAGCCUACAGCCACGCUGACUGAAGUCAUAAAGGGUAUAAAUGCUGAUCCGAAAACCGCUCUGGUUCUUCAAAUUACCGAUGUUAGUGAUCUUAACCCCGAUCACUUUAUCUCAGCUAAAACGCUGACGGAUUUCCCUGUAUUUCAUGUUUUUAGCCAUGUUGAUACUCUCCCUCGUCCUAAUGCAUCUUGGUUAUUCCAGGCACUUGGUUUGGUUCCCGAAAACGCGAUGCUACUAACAGCACGUGGAAGCCCUACAGAAACUAUGAAGGAACUUCUUACAAAUAUCCAGCGGUUACUUACGCCAGGUGGUCAUGUAUACAUAAUUGGGGAAGCAAACUCUGGUAAAUCCAGUCUUAUUCAAAGCUUUGCUCAGUAUGGAAAUGGUUUGGUGAAAGAAUUAUCAAUGGAAAGUUUUAUUCCAGGAACGACAUUAAAAUCUAUGCCUUUUUCGGCUUCAAGUUUUGGAAGUACCUUUACUGGUCUAAAAGAUGGCAAAGUGAUAGAUACCCCAGGGUAUUCAGGAACGUUAGGGUCUUUAUUACCUUGGAUAGACUCGAAAAUAUUUAAAGAGCUGGUUCCUAAAGUCCGUUCACGCAAAAAGCAGCUUCAAUCCAAACCACUUCAGGUGCCGAUUUACUCUGCCCAGAGUAUUUUAUUUGGAGGCCUUGUUCGUGUUACACCAAUGGAAAUUUCAGCUGAGGAAUUCGUCGACAUGGAGCAAAGACAAGUCCAAAAAAACCAAAAAAUAAACCUACCGUCCAAUGACAAAGGUGUCUCUUCAUUUCAUAUUCCUCCUUAUAUUUCCCACCCAGAUUAUAAUGAGCCCUUGCUGGCUAAAAUUUUUACUAAAAUACCUUUUCACAUCAGCAGCACGGAGAAAAUAAAAAAACUCGAGCAGAAAUGUUCAGAGAACUCUGCGAUACAGCUCGUCACUCGUGCACCCAGUAAGCUACUGCCUUCGUUUCUCACAUAUAUACAACCCAAAAAACUUCACUCACAUGUGUAUGACUCUUUCUCGAAUGGAGAAUUAUUAAUUCACAAUUUUGGUUUCGUUUCCUUUGAUACUCCUCGGCCGUUCAAACUACUUAUUGAAGCUGUGAAUCCUCUGGCUGUAUCAUGGAGACCUUCAUCUUACAUAUUGGAGACCCCAAAGUCAGCUUCCUGA
This is a messenger RNA of Schizosaccharomyces osmophilus, 1485 nucleotides long. RefSeq names its product mitochondrial GTPase related protein Gep3 (gene gep3). The transcript has a single exon. NCBI's taxonomy places the organism in Eukaryota, Fungi, Ascomycota, Schizosaccharomycetes, Schizosaccharomycetales, Schizosaccharomycetaceae. The record is from RefSeq and is a predicted model, not a curated record. Gene Ontology annotation, cellular component: mitochondrion. The coding region runs from base 1 to 1485 and encodes 494 amino acids. Gene Ontology annotation, molecular function: GTP binding.